Messenger RNA from Myripristis murdjan (pinecone soldierfish), 1146 nucleotides. RefSeq lists its product as uncharacterized. Lineage: Eukaryota; Metazoa; Chordata; Actinopteri; Holocentriformes; Holocentridae. Gene Ontology annotation, molecular function: protein tyrosine kinase binding; MHC class II protein binding. The coding region runs from base 4 to 993 and encodes 329 amino acids. The transcript is spliced from 8 exons. Gene Ontology annotation, biological process: T cell activation; interleukin-15-mediated signaling pathway; positive regulation of ERK1 and ERK2 cascade. The record is from RefSeq and is a predicted model, not a curated record. Gene Ontology annotation, cellular component: membrane raft; external side of plasma membrane.
AAAAUGUCUCGACGGGAACUAAUUCUUACCUUUCUGCUUCAGUUUGCAGGCAUCAGCGCAGAAAUAAAAGCUCUCUACAAAAGACUCGGAGAAAACGUUGCUCUGCCAUGUGGAAAUGCUGCAUCAUUCAAUUACUCUUAUUGUUCUGCAACUACAUGGAUUUUCAACAAAAAACAAGAUUCAACCGUUUCAUUGAUCCAGGGUGGACAGUUUGAAAAAGCUGAUGAGGACAGGAUGACUUGGGGCCCUCACUGCUCUCUGAACAUCAGAAACAUCACAGCGGACAACGCUGGUCUCUACGGCUGUAAACUGACCUCUGAUGCGGAGGAAGCCCGGCUCUAUCUAAAUAUUUUGACAAUCUCUCCAGCAGGUCCAGAUCAGGAUGGAAGAAUCACAUUAAAAUGCUCUCUACUUAAAUACAACAAUAAACCGUGUGAGCUCAACAGCAUCCACUGGCUGGACGAAGCAGGGAACAAGCUUAAGGGCGAAGGUGUCGACUAUGAAGUGUUCAGACAGAUGAACUGUAUGUCUGCUCUGCGGGUGAAACAUGAGCGUAACAGGAAGUAUCGCUGCCAGCUGGAUGAUGGGAAGGAGAUAUAUGUGCACUACACACCUGGACGCUCAGAUGCUACAAAUGAUGCAAACCAGGGAGAUGAUGUAGGUGGUGUAUUUCCGACUCAGAAGUACGUCUUCAUGGCUGCAGCGCUGGUCGGGCUGUUCGUCGCCCUGCUGGCCGUCACCGCCGUGCUCCUCAAACGCAGGAAGAGCGCAAAAGAUGUUUCAAAUGAAAUACCAGCACAUACUGUUAAGCUAUCUCACGUGGAGAGUGCAGCGCCGCAGGCGGACCCGGAUGACAACCUGAUCUACACCACCAUCAGCCACGGCGACCAGAGCAAGAGCAGCGGCAGCAGGAGGGUCCAGGAGGAGGACGAGGUGACCUACUCCACCGUGAAGAUUUCCUCUACAGGAGACAGAACCAUGACAACCGGCUGACCGGCUGAUUCCAACAAACAAUGUAUACACAGAAAAAAAAAAAAAAUGUUCUUUAUCAUUUUUGUGUAUUCAUAAUGCCUCAGAGUUUUAUUUUUACUUUAAUGUGUUGAUAAGUAAGUAAUAAGUGCCCAGUAAUUAACGCUUGUUUGUACC